Molecule: messenger RNA, 2120 nt
Organism: Physcomitrium patens
Lineage: Eukaryota; Viridiplantae; Streptophyta; Bryopsida; Funariales; Funariaceae
Product: blue-light photoreceptor PHR2
Biological process (GO): photoreactive repair
Molecular function (GO): deoxyribodipyrimidine photo-lyase activity; FAD binding; DNA binding
Source: RefSeq, a predicted model, not a curated record
GGUGGGGAACACAGGGAACGCAUGGAACGCAAUCAAGUUACAGAAGAGGGGAACGAGGAAACGGAUGGAGGCGAGGGGCGCAGAUUCCCUCUGGGGGGUGGGCAUACGGAGGGAGCUUUUUCGUGCGAGUAUCGAAGGACAUCAUUGCCCUCGUUGUAGCAGCGUCCGUGUGUUAUCUGGCCCAUCGCCUCCUGCGUUUCCUCACACCCCACCCCCGUUGCUGCCCGUGUUUGUUCUAUCUAUCUCAUUCCUGUCAGCCAUGGCGGGCUAUGGCGGGCUCGACGAUUUGGAGCUUAUCCUGGACCGCAACCUCCAUCGCGCUCUGGCUGCAUCCCGAACGAAUGCACCGGCUCCUCCCUGGACGAAUUCCGGUGCUGCCGCUACUGGCGCCGAAGUCGAAGAUGACGAAGAGGAAGCUGUCGCCAGCAAGGAGGAGGUUGCAGAUGCAGCGUCUUUUGGGAAUCCACUCCCUUCAGCUGCUUCCCUGUCCCUUGCUCUCAACUCCGUACUUACUUCCAGCCUAAUUUUAUCUAAGAACAAUGUGGUACCACAAGCGUCACAGCGUGGUGGAGUUGGUCCAGCCAUAUCAGGAGCAGUUCCUUCACAAAAGAAAAGCCAUAGCCCCGUGCCUGUGAUGGCAUCUUCUAAGGUUCAGGUGGCUCUUGACAUUCCUGUAGCAACUCCAAUCACCGUUUCAAAGAAGUCAGCAAAUUAUGUCUCAGCCUUUCCAGAGUAUGAAAAACUUCGUGGCCCUGACUUCAAGGAUCCUGCGAACGGCUGUGGUUUACGCAGAGCUUCAAUCGUCUGGUUCAGAAAUGAUCUGCGUGUGCAUGAUAAUGAGGCCCUGGUCUCAGCUAAUAGGGAUUCCCUCUCUAUCCUACCAGUGUACUGCUUUGAUCCAAAAGACUAUGGAAAGUCAUCUUCAGGGUUUGAUAAGACCGGUCCCUAUCGGGCGAAUUUCCUCUUGGAAUGUGUUGCGAACCUGCGAUCAAGUUUGAGGGAAAGAGGCUCAGAUUUAAUUGUUAGGGUUGGUAGUCCAGAAGCAGUUCUAGUGGAUCUGGCCAAAAGCGUGGGAGCUGAGGCUCUUUAUGUUCAUCAAGAAGUCACUUAUGAAGAGCUUCAGGCAGAAGAGAAAGUGGCCGCGGCUUUGCAAGAGAAAGGGAUCGAGACGAAGUACUUUUGGGGUAGCACCUUAUUUCAUCUUGAGGACCUACCAUUCAAGCUUCAGGACAUGCCCUCCAAUUACGGUGGAUUCAGGGAGAAGGUGCAGAACGUAGCUAUCAGGGAUACAAUUGAAGCACCGCAGCAGCUGAAGGGCUUGCCAGCAUGUGGAAAUGUCAAGCCUGGAUCCAUUCCUUCUAUUGAAGUACUUGGCUUGAAUCCUGCUACGAACUUACGAAAGCAGGGAAGUGUAACAGUGGGUGGAGAUGGACUAUUGGGAGGUGAAGAGGAGGCUCUUCAGAGGCUGCAGAAGUUUGCUUUAGAGGCGCGGAGUCAAACAAGCAACUUAAAAGCUAGCAAGAGUCAGUCGGAAUCCAGUGGUGAUAGUUUGUAUGGUGCUAACUUCUCCUGCAAAAUAUCCCCCUGGCUGACCAUGGGUUGUCUCUCGCCACGCAGAAUGUUCGAGGAUCUGAAAAAGAGUGCCUCAAGUGCUAGUGCUGGAGCAAUGUCGGCCUUAGCUGUGAAGGCUUCAGGAGCUGGAAGUGACGAUAAUGGACUUAACUGGCUUGUCUUCGAGUUGUUGUGGCGGGAUUUUUUCAGGUUUAUUACCAAGAAAUAUGGUACUGGAAAAAGACUGUCAGAGGCUACUCCUGCCACAGCUAGCACUGCAUCUCUUGUUGCGGCCUAAUCAACUCAUAGAAGGGAACAUGGUGUACAUGGAAAAAAUUGACCAUGUCAAAAUAUGGUGUAGGUGAAGUUCAUUUCUAGCCCCUGGAGUCUAAUUCUGACUCGGACAACUGGAUUUAGAUGCAAGCUGAUCUUGCAAAAUCCUAUGAGCUUUCGAAUAAGCUGGUUGUGCACAGACUUCUUCAGAAUGGUGAAUACUGGGAUAAGAAAAUUUUGAAGUGUACAAUAUAUGCAUUUACAAUUUGCAACAUUCAAUUGUUUGGUUUCGUGAA